Molecule: messenger RNA, 459 nt
Organism: Colletotrichum higginsianum IMI 349063
Lineage: Eukaryota; Fungi; Ascomycota; Sordariomycetes; Glomerellales; Glomerellaceae
Product: Nadh-ubiquinone oxidoreductase 105 kDa subunit
Exons: 3
Coding region: 1-459 (152 amino acids)
Source: RefSeq, a predicted model, not a curated record
AUGGAACCCCAAGUAUGCACAACUCGAAUCUCGAAUUUCUUUAUGCAAACGGGCCCACCUGCAACGUGCGGCAUCUCGUCAACUUCAAUUCCUCGUCACUUAUCCAGAGCCUCCCCAAUCAAAUCGACUCCAAUUGACCUUACCUCUCUCCCCCCACGUCUGUCCGCCCGUCCGCCCUCUCGCGCAAGCGCAACACCAAAAAAGACGAUGUCGAGCAAGUACGCUUUCACAAAGGCCCUCAAGGAGGUGCGCUUCCUCUUCUGCCAGACGGGCGAGCACAGCGCCGCGACCCGCUCCUUCAUCACGAGGGCUUACCCUACGAUGAAGAAGAACAACCCUCAGACCCCGAUCCUCCUGCGCGAGGCCGCCGGCACGCUACCCAAGGUCUACGCGAGAUACGGCCUUUCGGACAAGCAGAUCGAGGACACAGUCACAACCUUGGUCAAGAACUCCGCAUGA